Molecule: messenger RNA, 3765 nt
Organism: Neoarthrinium moseri
Lineage: Eukaryota; Fungi; Ascomycota; Sordariomycetes; Amphisphaeriales; Apiosporaceae
Exons: 2
Coding region: 1-3765 (1254 amino acids)
Biological process (GO): regulation of transcription by RNA polymerase II; silent mating-type cassette heterochromatin formation; rDNA heterochromatin formation
Molecular function (GO): zinc ion binding
Source: RefSeq, a predicted model, not a curated record
AUGGCCAACAACAAUAACGGCGCCUGGGCACCCACGCCCACGGAGCAUGAAGACCAUGCCGUCCAGAUCAGACCCAUGGGCCUGAAAAUCCACUACACAUUCGACAAGGACAGCCAAGUCAACUGUCUGGCACGCUGGCCACACAUCCUGCAGAUCCAGGCAUUGCCGCUGGACGAGCGGAACACGAUCGGUGUCGUGGACCUCCGCACGUGUUUGCAAGCCGUCGCCCAGUGCAGCCCAGAGUUGGCGGGUGACAACGAGAGGGAUUACACAGUCUACGCCUUCGAUUAUUCAGAACCCGACACGCCCCUGGUUGGACAGGGUAUGCUAUGCCGGGCCCUAGAGCAUGGAAACGACGGUUCUGCGCCCCAGCUGGUCACUGGACGGGUCACCAGGAACUUGCUGGCUAUUUUCGGGAACGGCAUCAAGGAGACCCUGGAGGUCAAGCUGAAGUUGACUGCCGUGCCAAAGGUCGUCCGAGCAACCCCUGCGCCGCGGGCACACACGCCAGCAACCGCCAACAUGCCGAACUCAUUUCACCCGACUCUUGCCCAGUCGACGUCGGCUAUGUCAGAGGCAACAGAAUGGAACUCCUUCAUCCAGUCGAAUCCCACUCUGGGUCACACAGGAAAUGUGUCGGUCCCGUCUCCGGUAACAGCACCGGCCAUACCCUUCAACUCGGGCUACGAAACGAGAAAUGAGAUUCCGGCAUCAUAUUUCCCUAAUGGCGCGGUCCACCCAGCAAGUCGGCCGGGGAGUCGGCCAGGCAGUCGACCAGGCUCGGUGGAGCCCAGUUCAUUUGUGCCCUUGGCUCCGGCACCGGGACCAGGUCCUGGUAAUCAAGGCCCAGCUCAGGGUCAAGGAGUUACGCUUCUGCCCGCCACGAAGCCUGGUGGAGCCCAAUCACGCCCGUCCUCAAGGGCAUCGUCACGGGCUCCGACUGGCAGGCCCCGCGGGCGUCCACGCAAGAAGCCAGCACAGGUCGAAGGUAGUACCUCGGGCUAUGAAGACGGCACUGAUGCAGAUGACCCGCCGCCAGCAAAGAAGAGGGCGAAGAUGACCAAGGUUGAGCGAAGCAACACGGCAACGUUCGGCUCCGCGCCGGAAUCAUUGCGCGUCGCAGCAAGCACUGCAGGUUCCCUCCGCAAUUUCCGUCCCAUCUCCAUGGGAGGCGAGGCGGCUUCCGGUAGCCACCUUCAGGAAAUCCCUAGAGCUCCUACGCCUGUGCCAGAACAGCGACCCGGUCUUCCCCAUUCCCAUUCGGCGCCACGAAGCCAGCUAAGGAGGCAAUCUACGUCCGGCCUGGCUGAUCCGAACGCCUCGUUCACAUCGUCUUACCUGGAUGUCAAUCGUUCCAUGACGCACGGCAACGAUGCCAGAUCGCCCACUGAGUCCAUCGCACCCUCGCCCUCUCAGUACAGUGAAGGCCCUAGUCCGGCAGACAUUGGUUCCUCUCCACCGGUCCCCAGGUCUGUCAUGUAUAGUGCACAGUCAAGCCCGGCGCCAUCGAGCCCCAUCCUGCCGCCGAUGCCGACUCCGCAGGUGGAUUCAGGGUUCAUGAGUGGAGGCUUUGAUGAGAGCCGCCUGGAUGACGAGGAAGUUGGCAAAGCAAAGCCGCCUCCCCCGGCAGCCCCAGUUGUGGCAAAACCGAAACCGAAGCGCAACCGCUCAAAGAAGCAGACCGCCAAGACUGAGAAGGCCGAAGUUGAGAAGAGCGAACAAUUCGUUAUUCAUACUGAAACACCAGGUCCGCCGGAACUACUGCCUGUGACAUCGAUAUAUGCUCCACCGAACCCACAACCACCCAUUCCAGGUCGCAAACAGUCAGAAAACCCGAACACCCCGGCGACGGCAGAGCAAUCCACUGUGCAAGUACCUAUAUCAGCGUCUCAGGAGCCAACCCCCGUGCCAGCCACCCAGCCGGAGCCAAGCAUUACCAUGUCUCCCGAGAACGAGCCCUCGCAAGCUGACCUUGAAGAUCUUGAGAGGGCCUUGAUGAGCAGCCUCGGUGAACAAGACCGGCAGUUUUUCGACAGCUUGCAUGGUGACGGGCCAAGUUUUGCUCAAUUCGAGGGCGGCCGCAACGGCGGGAUCCGAGCAACGGUUGAGCAAACCGACGGCAGUAUGGAGCCGCCACCGCUUCCACGUUCAAGUGAAGAAGCGAACCCGGAUCCCGAGCUUCCUCCCAUGGUACCUGCGAGUGAUCCGGUGCUACGAUGCUCAACCGUCCCCGGAUCUGAACCUGCACACCCGCAGACAGACAGUGCAGGGCCAUCCGAAUCAAAGUACAACAAAAACGCCAUCAAGAAGCAAGCUAUCAAGCAGAAACUAGAGGAGGCUAUCGCUGCAGGUCAGAUGCCACCAUUUUGCACCAACUGCGGCGCUGUCCAAACUCCGACAUGGCGCAAAAUAUUCAAGCAAGAGCACGAAGGCAUGCCGAGUUUCCACGAGUUCUCGGAAAAGCCUGGACACGUGACGGCGGUCAACGUCCUUACCAGAGAUGGCGAUGGGGCUAUCACAUCCUAUGAUCUGGUGAAGAAAGCUCUGGGUCCUCGCGAUGACAAAGCUGCCUGGACUGAGGUUCUCCUCUGCAAUCCUUGUGGACUCUGGUUCUCCAAGUGGAAGGCUCCCCGCCCAGCUGACAAGUGGGAAAAGGAUCAGCAACGUUUGAACCAGACGCGAAAGAGGAGAGAGCCUGGCGAGAAAGGCGCGAGGGCACCUCGCCCCAAGAAGUCGCGCACCAAGAGUGACUCCCAGGCGAACCUGACAUCCGAUGCUUGUCUCAUGACUGAUCCUCUCGGAUUUGACGGCACGGGGGAUGAACUUCCUGAUCCAUUCAACUCUUUCCCGGCCCCGGGAAACGGACAACGGGGGAACAGUGAGAAUUCGCGCGGACCCGGAUCGACACAUUCCAGGGGUUCGACCCAUUCCCGGGGAAGCGGACGAACCGUCGGAAGCCCUAUCGCCCUGGAUGAUGAGAUGGGCAGCACAAGGCGCCUCCUGUUCCCCUCACCACGGAAGGAUGGCGAACAAAAGAUUCUUGGCGAAGUUGCCGUUAACAUCGUGCACACUGCGCCUGAGUUUAGGGGCUCGAAAGAUGGCGAGGGCGAGGCCAACAAGGAGAAUAAUAAGGUCAUCACCAAUGGGCAGGAUGACAUGGCAGAUCUGUUUGGUACGCCAGCACGCCCUUCGACGCCGCCCCCCAAGUCGACCAGCACCGCGCCUUUCAAAACCCCAACGCGACCGACGCCCAGCCAUCGGCCUGUAACUAGAAGUGUAACCAAGUCGAUUCGCUCAACCCGCUCCAUCAAAUCGCCAGGCCAAGCGGUACCCAUGCUGCAACGCACUCCUUCCAGGACGCCGCGCUCAGCCAUGCCCUCCAGCGCCUUGCGCAGACGUUCGCCUCGGAUGAACGGUCUCCCGUCGCAUGUCAUGGACGAAGGCAGCUUUGAGUCGCCCUUCACCCGGUCCAUCAACCAGCUUCUCUCCGAGGCCAACGACUUUAUGGCUUCAGACCUGGAUCUGGGCAACCUGCCUCACAUCGAUGGCGACGGACACCUGGCGCCCGGUGCGAGCUGGGACUUUGGCAAUCUGCUGAGCACCGACGGCGUCAUGCCCAGCUCGCCACCUAUGCUGCGGAACGGGCUCCCCUCAGUUUCCUUCGGUGCCCACCUCACUUACGAUGCUGGCGACACCGACAUCUGGAAGCACUUUAAUGCCGCAGGCCUGGGCAACACGGAGAACGGUGAUGCUACAGAGAAGUAA